Phaeodactylum tricornutum CCAP 1055/1 is the source of this 1467-nucleotide messenger RNA. RefSeq lists its product with no specific name. Lineage: Eukaryota; Bacillariophyta; Bacillariophyceae; Surirellales; Neidiaceae. The transcript has a single exon. The coding region runs from base 1 to 1467 and encodes 488 amino acids. The record is from RefSeq and is a predicted model, not a curated record.
AUGCUGCUCCACCUAAACCAAGUUGACGAAGACAGUAGUCACGCUGCUCGCUUUGCCAUCCUUUUUUACAUCAUGGUUAGUUUGACGCUCUGUGGUGGUACCGUCUUUGGCUUUGCCGGUCUCAAGACCGUGCUCCUUGAUGAAAGCGUAUACGCUGAGCUCUGUAGUGACUUCAACGGCGACGGUGCCACAUAUACACCCUGUAACGCCCAAAUGCUACGUCUCGAUCUCAUGUUCACCCUCGCCUCUAGUCUCUUUUCGGCCUACUUGCUACCCGCGGGCUUGUUGCUGCGGAGUAUGGGACCCCGAGCUUGCUUCUUGCUCGGUUUUGCCCUCGUGAUCAUCGGCAGUGGAUUAUUUGUCGUGGCCAAUUCCCGAACCUUUGACGUCUACAUCGUGGCCUUUGUCUUGAUUGGUACGGGUAAUCCACUUUUGUACAUUGCGGCCUUCAACUUCAGCAAGCUUUACCCAUCCAGCUCCAAUUUACUGUUGAGUAUAUUCAUUGGCUGCUUUGGGUUUUCUGCCAUCGUAUUUUACCUCUUUGAUGAAGUGCACUUUAUAUACGGACUGACAUCGCAACAGCUUUUUCGAGCCUUUGUGUUCCUGCCCGCGUCUCUAGCCUUGAUUGGUAUGUUUGUGCUGCCCAAAGAUGUCUACCACGUCAUGAGGCAAAGGAAGCUUUCAGCCGCAUCCAACGCCGUGGCCGAAAGCGACGUAGCCGACGGUGCCAGCGAAAAGACCCCAUUGCUAGAAAGCAACGAACAGAACGGGGUGGCAUGGGAUGGCAACAGUACUGCGACGACGGCCGUCGCCGCCGGUGACACCAAUAAAGCGAAGAACACUAGCUUCAUCGGCGUCCCGUUGAAGGACGCCAGCCUAUCACGGCAACUGCGAUCUGCUCCAUUUUUUGCGCAAAUGGCUUUCUUCUCCUGGGGUAUGCUGCAUCUAAAUUUUUAUUUGGGUACCAUCUACGAUCAACUGCUAUUGUUGGAUGAUACGGGCGGAGCGCUGGCCGAUGUUAUGAUCGACGUCUUUAGUCUGUCGUAUCCCUUUGGAUGUUUAGCUUCCAUUUUGCCAGUCGGACUGUUGGUCCGGAAUUGUUCCGUAUCGACCAGUCUGUAUACCUACUGUGCGGUUAACUUGAUAUUUUCCAGCAUGGCUUUGCUACCCAAUUUAUCGGCACAGUGGAUCACGAUUCAUAUGUUCAUACUCGUUCGCGUGGCCUUUUUCACUGUUAUGAGUACCUAUUCAGCCAAUGUCUUUGGGUUUGCUAAUCUCAGUACCAUGUUUGGGGCCGCAGGGUGUGUCGCCGGAAUGGUAUCACUGGGAUCUUCCGGUCUCAACUACGUUGCUCUGACCGUUCAAGACGACUUCACCCUCGUCAACGGCUUUAUGUUGGCGGGGGCCGUCCUCAAUUUUACGUUUCCGUACACCGUCAAAGUAUUUUGGGAAAACAAACAACACUAA